AGACGCUCCGCCCCCGCCCCAGCCCGGGGGAAGCGGCGGUGAGGAGUUUACGUCAGCCGCGGGAAGUCCCCCCCCGCUGGGCUGUUCGCCUCUCGGGCCGACCUGCCCUCAGCUGUAGCAGCGCUCCGCCUCCUGGCUCCUGCAGCCGGGACGGGCAACGCCGGGUGACCGGAGCGAGAGAAUUAAGCUGGUGGGAAGGUGUGAGCCGCAAACCCAGAGGAGGGCGGGAAGGAGGAAGAGGAGGCCCCGGGGGUGGUCAGGGGGACUGGGGAUCCCGCCGGCAGAGGUCCCUUGGCCGCCUGACUGACUAACGGGCUGAUUGACUGCAGCGGCCUCGGGUCCGGACGCUCGGAGCGGGGCGGCGCGGUGAGCUGAGCCAUGGCCUCAGGUGGUAAUAAACCACGUAUAGAGAUAAUUGAACAACCCAGGCAGAGGGGAAUGCGUUUUAGAUACAAAUGUGAAGGGCGAUCAGCAGGCAGCAUUCCAGGGGAGCACAGCACAGACAACAACCGAACAUACCCAUCUAUCCAGAUUAUGAACUACUAUGGAAAAGGAAAAGUGAGAAUUACAUUAGUAACAAAGAAUAUCCCACAUAAACCUCAUCCUCAUGAUUUAGUAGGAAAAGACUGCAGAGAUGGCUACUAUGAAGCAGAAUUUGGACAAGAACGCAGACCUUUAUUUUUUCAAAAUUUGGGUAUUCGAUGUGUAAAAAAAAAAGAAGUAAAAGAAGCUAUUAUUUCAAGAAUAAGGGCAGGAAUCAAUCCUUUCAAUGUCUCUGAGCAAGAGCUGCUUGAUAUUGAAGACUGUGACCUCAAUGUGGUGAGAUUAUGUUUUCAAGUUUUCCUCCCUGACGAACGUGGUAAUUUGACAACUGCUUUACAUCCUGUUGUCUCUAACCCAAUUUAUGACAACCGUGCUCCUAAUACUGCAGAAUUAAGGAUUUGUCGUGUAAACAAGAACUGUGGAAGUGUCAGAGGAGGAGAUGAAAUAUUUCUACUCUGUGACAAAGUUCAGAAAGAUGACAUAGAAGUUCGGUUUGUGUUGAACGAUUGGGAAGCAAAAGGUAUCUUUUCACAAGCUGAUGUACACCGUCAAGUAGCCAUUGUUUUCAAGACUCCACCAUAUUGCAAAGCUAUUACGGAACCGGUAACAGUAAAAAUGCAGUUGCGAAGACCUUCUGACCAGGAAGUUAGUGAAUCUAUGGAUUUUAGAUAUCUGCCAGACGAAAAAGAUACAUAUGGCAAUAAAGCAAAGAAACAAAAAACAACUCUCCUUUUCCAGAAACUGUGGCAGGAUUGUGGAGUUAAUUUUCCUGAAAGACCUAGACCUAGUCCCCUAGGAUCAACUGGAGAAGGAAGAUUCAUCAAAAAAGAACCAAUCUUGUUUUCGCAUGGUGCAGUUUUGACAGAAACGUCCGGGCCAGUUUCAAGUCAAGCAGAAUCCUACUAUUCCUCAUCUGCGCCCAUCUCCAGUGCAUUGCCACAUCAUGCUUCGGCCAUACCCCCAAUGGUACCUCAGCCUUCUUCAAGCUGGUCAUCAGUGGCCCAUGCCACCUCACGUUCAGUCAAUACAAAUUCACUGAGUAGUUUUUCAACAGGGACACUUUCCUCUAAUUCACAAGUUAUCCCACCAUUCCUGGAAAUGUCUGUUGUGAGUGAUUUGAAUGUGUCUAAUGCUUGCAUUUAUAACAAUACUGAUGACAUAGGCAGAAUGGAAGCAUCAUCCGUGUCACCAGCUGACUUAUAUGGUAUUUCUGAUGCCAGCAUGCUGCCUAAUUGCCCUGUGAACAUGAUAACGCCCAGUAAUGACAGCAUGAGGGAGACUGAUAAUCCAAGACUUGUGAGCAUGAAUCUUGAAAAUCCUGCCUGUACUUCAGUGUUAGACCCAAGAGACUUAAGACAGCUCCAUCAGAUGUCCUCUUCCAGGAUGUCAGCAGUCGCCAGUUCUAGUACUACUGCUUUUGUUUCACAGUCAGAGGCAUUUGAGGGAUCUGACUUUAAUUGUGCAGAUAACAGUAUGAUAAAUGAGUCAGGACCAUCAAACGGUACUAAUCCAAACAGUCAUAGUUUUGUUCAAAAUAGUCAGUAUUCAGGUAUUGGCACUAUGCAGAAUGAACAAUUGAGUGACUCAUUUGCAUUCGAAUUUUUUCAGGUUAACUUGUAAGAUAUAAAUGGUGAUUCAAGAAUUAAAUCCCUUUAAAGGUAACCCUUUUGAUAUUACCUUUAUAAAUACAACAUUAUAUAUUUCUCUAUACUACAGUAUAUCGGGGACCCUUGAACAACACGGGUUUGAACUGUGCGGGCAGGUCCAGUUAAUACUCACAUUUUCUUCACUAAAUAUGUAGUGCAGUACUACACGAUUUGAGGUUGGUUAAAUUCAUGGAUGCAGAAGACAUCCAUGGAGACAGAGGGCCGACUGUACGUUUUUGUUUUUUUUUUUGGCGGUACACGGGCCUCUCACUGUUGUGGCCUCUCCCGUUGCGGAGCACAGGCUCUGGACGCGCAGGGUCAGCGGCUGUGGCUCAUGGGCCCAGCCGCUCCGUGGCAUGUGGGAUCUUCCCGGACCGGGGCACGAACCCGUGUCCCCUGCAUCGGCAGGCAGACUCUCAACCACUGCGCCACCAGGGAAGCCCGACUGUACAGUUUUAAACAGAGUUUUCACUGCACGGAGCGUCUGCACCCCAACCCCCGUGUUGUUCAAGGGUCAACUGUAAGUAUAACUUCAGGUAUGUAGGGGAUUCCUCUAACAGGCAAUCUUGUCUUGGGAGCUUCUUGUUUUUCUGGCAGAGAAUUUGUUGGGAUAUAAAAGAUGAAUGCUCAGUGCUUGAAGCUGCAGCUAAAAGAGAAGGAUGAACUCAUUUCCCAACUUCAGGAAGAGUUAGAAAAAGUCCAGCAUUUACAGAAGACUUUUGCUUCAAAACUAGAUAAAUCCACACAGACUGAACUCCUAGGCUAUGAUGCAUUGUGGAAUCCUACAUACAAAGAAAAUUUAUGUAAACCAGUGUAUGAUGAAUCUGUGACAUGUUAAAUACUGAAUAAAAUCAAUUUUUCCAUUAAAAAAAUCCAACUUUGGGUAUGUAGAAUACAAAGUUGGAAAGUCAUAAAAGGAAAAUUCCAAAAUAGAAAUUUAAAAGAGCUUUACUGUUUCUUCUUUUGAAACAUGUGAUCUGAUACUGUGUGUGGUGGGAAUUCUAGCAUGAGAAUCCUGCCACAUUUUCCCAGGACAGACUGAGGAGAACAUUAGAGCAAGGCUUCAGUUUUUCCAGCUACAUCUUUUUAUACUUCUUUUAUAAUGUAUUAAUGUAUCCUUAGUUAAAUGAAUUAACUGAUAUUUGCUUUUAAGCAAAUUUAAGGUAAAACCUGUAAUGGCUAUGUCAUUGGAAAAAUUAAUUCCUUAUUAUUUUUGAGGCCAAUGGGCCAAGGUGACCCCUAAGGGGUUUUCUGAGGCUUUCUGGAGUUUCUUAGAUUUACAUGUAAAUCAAAAUUUCUUUAAAAUGUUAAGUUGGGCAGCAGGCAGUUGAAGUAAGCUUUCAAGGUAUGGGAGUUCCCUACAUUUUGAACUAUUUAGAUCCAUACCUGUAAAAUUGCUUAUGAUUUUAACUUUACAUCCAUGUUUUUAAGAGGAAGAAGUUUUCUUGGACCUGUCCUCUUUGUUAUGUGUCCGAACUCACUGUGAUCUCAUCCAAUUUCAUGCUGUCAACUCCCAAAUUUUACCCCUAGCUUAGACCCACCCCUUGAACUCCAGUCUUGGAGCUUAUGUGUGUGUGUAAAACUGCUUAUUUGACAUCUCUACAUAGAGAUGUAAUUAAAGCUCAAACUCAACACAUCCAGAGCUGAGUUCUUGAUCUUCCCUCCCAAACUUGCUUAUCCUUCAGUCUUCCUCAACUCAAUAAAUGGCAAUGCCAUGUUUCCAGUUGCUCAGGUCCAAAACAAUGGAGUCAUCUUUGCUUCUUUUUUUUCUUUUAUCUCUCAUAUCCAAUCCAUCAGCAAAUCUGGUAGGCCCUACCUUCAAAAUAUAUCUUAAGCUGCCCACCUCUUUUGACCUCUGAUAUUAACAUCCUAUUCCAGACCACCAUCGUCUCUUGCAUAGAUUGAAUUAUAGCCUCCAAAAACUCUCUUCAUACUUGUGCUCCUGCCGUCUGUUCUCCCUGAAGUAGCCACAGUGAUUAUUUUUAAAAGAAAUAAAAUCAUAUUCACUUGCUCAAAACCAUCCAGUGGCUCGCCAUCUCACUUAAAGACCAAAAUCCUUAAAAUUAGCAGGCCCACACUCCCUCUCUUACCCUCAUUCACUACCAUUUUCCCCUUCUCAUUCAGCUCUAGGCACUCUAGCCUCAAUGCUCCUCUUCAAAAACACCGAGGACACUCCUGCCUCAGACCCUUUGUACCUCCCUGGUGGUGCAGUGGUUAGGAAUCUGCCUGCCAAUGCAGGGGACAUGGGUUUGAGCCCUGGUCCGGGAAGAUCCCACAUGCCACAGGGCAGACAACCCCGUGAGCCACAACUACUAAGCCUGCAUGCCUAGAGCCCGUGCUCCACAACAAGGGAACUAGUUGUAAAAUAAACUCAGUUGUAUGUGUACCUCAUGCCUUACAUCCUUCAGUCUCACUCAACUGUUAUUUGAUCAAGGCCUUCCAUAACUAUAUAUACAUUGACACUCCAUGUCUCCCCUCCUUUACAUUUGUCCAUAGCACUUAUCAUGAUCUGACUUUACUGUUUGUUUGUUUAUAUUUGUUUUCCCAUACUGGAAUAUAAGCUCUGUGAGGGCAAAGUUUUGUGUUUUUGUUGAAUCCCACAUUUGUAGAACAGUGUCUGCUUCCUGUUAAGCACUCAGUAAAUAUUUAUUGAACAUUCAAAGUACUACUAAUAGAAUUUCGGUUUUUGAAAGAAAGAAUAGCUUUAAUUAUUAGAUGUUUAUGAUUUUUAUAGUUCUGCUUCAUGUGACAUUGAGUUUAUUAUAUCAGAAUCAUGUACAUUCAGGUUGAUGACUAAUAAUGGUGACCCAAAUUGUUUGAAAGCAAAGUAAUCCCAGUGGCAAAAUGACUGUAGAAUUUGGACAGUAAUCUUAAUUGUGAUGGAAUCAUCAUGAUGCUAAGUAACUUGCUAAAGAUAAAGACCUAGUUUAUUUUACAGCUAGAAUGUACGUAAAUGUUGAGCAUAUUUUUAGCUAGAAACAAUGUGUCUUUUCACUUAUGUGUAGUAUCCAACCAAACCAUAAAUUUACUGGAACGAUUAAAGCUAGUCAAUUUUGUCAAAAUGGGGAAUGUGUGAAUGUCAUAAAAAUUAAAAUUCUGAGUUGAAUGAUACUGGGAAAUGAGAAGGAGAGCAUGAUAAGACUUGGGGUCAGAAUAGUAUGGAAAGAAAAAGAUUAAAGACACCUAACUAUCAUUAAUAUCUCUUAGAAAUUAUGAUUUCAAAAAGAAAUACUUCUGUUGUAUAACUUUAAAAAUCAUAAGCAUAUAACAUACUUUAGUAGAACUUACCAGGGAGAAGAAACAUGAAGGCAUUUCUUCCCUGUUCAAAAUAUGUACCCAAUACUCAGCCAUAAAAAGAAACGAAAUUGAGCUAUUUGUAAUGAGGUGGAUAGACCUAGAGUCAGUCAUACAGAGUGAAGUAAGUCAGAAAGAAAAAGACAAAUACCGUAUGCUAACACAUAU
This is a messenger RNA of Delphinapterus leucas (beluga whale), 5651 nucleotides long. RefSeq names its product REL proto-oncogene, NF-kB subunit (gene REL). Gene Ontology annotation, biological process: canonical NF-kappaB signal transduction; inflammatory response; response to cytokine. The record is from RefSeq and is a predicted model, not a curated record. Gene Ontology annotation, cellular component: nucleus; cytoplasm. NCBI's taxonomy places the organism in Eukaryota, Metazoa, Chordata, Mammalia, Artiodactyla, Monodontidae. Gene Ontology annotation, molecular function: RNA polymerase II cis-regulatory region sequence-specific DNA binding; DNA-binding transcription factor activity, RNA polymerase II-specific.